AUGCCUAUGACGGAAUUUCAAGAUUCGGAAACAGUCAAGGUAUUGCUUCGAACACUCGAGGAACUUGGCAUUACCCGGCUAGAUUCGGGGGCUCGGUAUCCUCCGCUGAAUCCAGGCCGGUCGGAAGAGUUGAUAGGCGAAGCAAAAGAACUCAGCAGCAGAUUUCUUGUUGAUACUAAGAUUUAUACCGACACCGCAACAGAUGGGAACGGAGAUCUAACUGUUGAGGCUAUUAAAAAGUCCGUCGAUGGGAGCCUGAAGCGUUUACAAGCCGAUAAUGUAUAUUCCCAGCAAAGGCAACAUGAAGUCAAGCAGAAUGGUUUGCAAAAGCCGAGCUGUUAUCAGGGAGUUUAUAACUUGGUAACGCGCGGUAUGGAAACGAAGCUACUGCCCCUCCUACGUGCUCAUGGCAUCGUAUUCAAUGGUUUCCACCGCUGGCUCAUGUAUCACUCUGGCCUGGGAGAUGGUGAUGGGAUCGUCCUAGGCGCCAGCAAGGUCACACAAAUCAUCAAAACCGUCCAUCUUAUUCGAUCCCGUCUCGCGAGUCUGGGCGAUACAUCUCUGCACACCUCUACCUUCCCGCGGGAUAUUCUAACUCUUCACUGCCGUCAAAACCUCUAUCAAUCCUCGUCAAUUGGCACCAAGAAGAAGGUCAUCAAGGAGGUUUUUGAAGGCGUGCCUCAUGCUUUUGAUAAGGGCUGUGAAAAAGGGACCAUAGAAUGGACCCAACGUGAGCAGGCUUACGCGCUAGCUACGAAGCUUCUGAAAGAUUCGCUCAAAUAA
Molecule: messenger RNA, 783 nt
Organism: Daldinia decipiens
Lineage: Eukaryota; Fungi; Ascomycota; Sordariomycetes; Xylariales; Hypoxylaceae
Exons: 3
Coding region: 1-783 (260 amino acids)
Source: RefSeq, a predicted model, not a curated record